This is a messenger RNA of Ilex paraguariensis (yerba mate), 312 nucleotides long. The record is from the annotation of a GenBank genome assembly. Lineage: Eukaryota; Viridiplantae; Streptophyta; Magnoliopsida; Aquifoliales; Aquifoliaceae.
AUGUCCCUACUAGGGCUACUGGCCCGGAUGUUCCAUUUGCUUGGGGAUACUGCUUCAAAGAAGAACAAGGCAACCCACCAGAUUAUUGUGUUGCAAAUCAACAAUGGCCAUGCCAACUACAACUAUGGUCCAGCAGGAAGACCCAUUGGAUUGAAUCUGCUAAACAGCCCCGAAACCGUUGCAAACUAUCCAGUAGUUUCUUUCAAGACAGCGUUGUGGUUUUGGAUGACACCCCAAUCGCCAAAACCUUCAUGCCACGACGUCAUCACCGGAACAUGGAGGCCAUCGGCAGCAGAUACAGCAGCCUAUUAA